This is a messenger RNA of Octodon degus (degu), 3039 nucleotides long. RefSeq names its product hyaluronan synthase 3 (gene Has3). The transcript has 4 exons. Gene Ontology annotation, biological process: extracellular matrix assembly; hyaluronan biosynthetic process. Bases 621 to 2282 code for a protein of 553 amino acids. Gene Ontology annotation, molecular function: hyaluronan synthase activity. The record is from RefSeq and is a predicted model, not a curated record. Lineage: Eukaryota; Metazoa; Chordata; Mammalia; Rodentia; Octodontidae.
CCCCCUGAAGUGCAGCAGGAGCCGGAGGAGGUUGGUCCGGCUCCCCAGCUUUCUAGGGUGAGUGGGUUUCCAGGCUUGGAAGGCGCGGCGUGGGGGCGGGGACGGAGUCGCGAUUUCGGAGGUCCCGGAGGAUCACCUUGAAAGUUAACGACGCUGAGAGCUCUAGAUUGGGCACAAUAACCGCCAGUCCUGGGCAGCUGGCCUAGGCUGGGCCGGGCGGCGUGGAGCAGCUCGGCUUUCGGCCACCCUGGGAACCCCGUUCCCGAGAGGGCGCAGAGGCUGUGGCUACGAACCCGUGAAGCUGCGUCCACGCGGGACCCCGAGCCCGCGCCACGCCGGCUGGUGGGCUCCUUGCGACCGAGCUGGGCACCGGGCGCUCCCCUUCGGAACCCUCCCACUCUUGCCAACUUUCCGGGCCCCGGGGCCGGAGGAGGGCGCCUCUCCCGGCAGGUCGCGCUCGGUACUUAAAGGCGGCUCCGCGGGGCCGGCGCUCGUCAGUCUGAGGCGCGGCGGCGGCGCACGGUGGAGGCAGGCGCGGCGGCGGCGGCGCGGAGCCGGAGGAGGGGCAUGGAGCCGCUGCGGGCUUGCUGAGCACUGGAGCGCGGGCAGCCGGCGGCACGAUGCCGGUGCAGCUGACGACAGCCCUGCGUGUGGUGGGCACCAGCCUGUUUGCCCUGGCAGUGCUGGGUGGCAUCCUGGCAGCCUAUGUGACAGGCUACCAGUUCAUCCACACAGAAAAGCACUACCUGUCCUUCGGCCUGUAUGGUGCCAUCCUGGGCCUACACCUGCUCAUCCAGAGCCUGUUUGCCUUCCUGGAGCAUAGGCGCAUGCGCCGGGCAGGGCGGCUGCUGAAGCUGCCUUGCUCCAGGCGCAGAGCUGUGGCACUCUGCAUCGCUGCCUACCAGGAGGACCCUGAGUACUUGCGCAAGUGCCUGCGCUCAGCCCAGCGCAUUGCCUUUCCUGACCUCAAGGUGGUCAUGGUAGUGGAUGGCAAUCGCCAGGAGGAUGCCUACAUGCUGGACAUCUUCCAUGAGGUACUGGGUGGCACCGAUCAAGCCGGCUUCUUUGUGUGGCGCAGCAACUUCCACGAGGCGGGUGAGGGUGAGACAGAGGCCAGCCUACAGGAGGGCAUGGAGCGUGUGCGGGCGGUGGUACGGACCAGCACCUUCUCAUGUGUCAUGCAGAAGUGGGGAGGCAAGCGCGAGGUCAUGUACACAGCCUUCAAGGCCCUUGGCGACUCAGUGGACUACAUCCAGGUGUGCGACUCUGACACUGUGCUGGACCCAGCCUGCACCAUCGAGAUGCUUCGAGUCCUGGAGGAGGAUCCCCAAGUAGGGGGAGUCGGGGGAGAUGUUCAAAUCCUCAACAAAUAUGACUCAUGGAUCUCCUUCCUGAGCAGUGUGCGGUACUGGAUGGCCUUCAACGUGGAGCGGGCCUGCCAGUCCUACUUUGGCUGUGUGCAGUGCAUUAGUGGGCCCUUGGGCAUGUACCGCAAUAGCCUCCUCCAGCAGUUCCUGGAGGACUGGUACCAUCAGAAGUUCCUAGGCAGCAAGUGUAGCUUUGGUGAUGACCGGCAUCUCACCAACCGAGUGCUGAGUCUUGGCUACCGGACUAAGUAUACAGCGCGCUCCAAGUGCCUCACAGAGACCCCCACCAAGUACCUCCGGUGGCUCAACCAGCAAACUCGCUGGAGCAAGUCUUAUUUCCGGGAGUGGCUCUACAACUCUUUGUGGUUCCAUAAGCACCACCUCUGGAUGACCUAUGAAUCAGUGGUCACAGGUUUCUUCCCGUUCUUCCUCAUCGCCACGGUCAUACAGCUUUUCUACCGGGGCCGCAUCUGGAAUAUUCUUCUCUUCCUGCUGACAGUGCAACUGGUGGGCAUUAUCAAGGCUACCUACGCCUGCUUCCUUCGAGGCAAUGCAGAGAUGAUCUUCAUGUCCCUCUAUUCUCUUCUCUAUAUGUCCAGUCUCCUGCCAGCCAAGAUCUUUGCCAUUGCUACCAUCAACAAGUCUGGCUGGGGGACUUCAGGCCGAAAAACCAUUGUGGUGAACUUCAUUGGCCUCAUCCCCGUGUCCAUCUGGGUGGCAGUUCUUCUCGGGGGCCUGGCUUACACAGCUUAUUGCCAGGACUUGUUCAGUGAGACUGAGCUAGCCUUCCUUGUUUCUGGGGCCAUCCUCUAUGGCUGCUACUGGGUGGCCCUCCUCAUGCUGUAUUUGGCUAUCAUUGCUCGGCGAUGUGGGAAGAAACCAGAGCAAUACAGCUUGGCUUUUGCUGAGGUGUGACACAGCUGCAGGCGGAGUGGGAAAAGUGCAAUGGGGAAGGGAGGGCAGGGGGAAUGAAAGAGGAAGAUUGGGAUGGGGGGGGAGGGAGCGCUGUAUUUUAGUUUAAUGGUCCAAAGGGACAAAUCUGAAAUGCAAACAAUGGUGACUGUAGUAUGGCCUGGGCUGGGCAGUUCUGCUCAGAGGAUGUGACACUGCUUCUUUAGGCUCAGGGCUGAGGACGUUUGUUUUAGGCUGCUUGUCUGCUUGGCCUCUGAAAAGGAUUCUGCCUCCUUCUCUAGGGUCCCAAGAGAACUCAGAAAGGUGCCAAACCAAGUAAUGGUUCCAUUUUGUGGCAAUUUCUAAUAAGCAAGCAAUGACAUCCUUUGGGAAGGGGUUUUCCUCACCCAUGUGAACAUAACCAGAGGUGGUAGAAUUUCCACUGAGAGAUCUGAGCCAAGAACAUCCCCUCCCUCUCCAACAGAUCAUCAACACAGUUAAGAUUGUGCCUGAGAUACAAGGCCCUGAGGCCUGAUCUUUGGGUAUCAGAAAACAGGGUACAGGAAUGGUGCUUUAUGUGAUCUACCCUACUUCACAUCUCAGUGUCCCAGGGAUGAGCCAGACUAGUAGGAGUUAGCACUGAAUUGCUUUUUUACUUUUUUGUAGUAGGAGUAGGGACUAUACCCAGGGCCUUCACAACUAGCUAUAUCCGUCCCACCCCCCAUCCCACUUUUUAAAAAUUUUGAGACAGGGUCUCUUUAAGUCACUGAGGCUGGGCUUG